Carassius auratus (goldfish) is the source of this 1006-nucleotide messenger RNA. Its product is annotated as CD209 antigen-like protein C. The transcript has 5 exons. Lineage: Eukaryota; Metazoa; Chordata; Actinopteri; Cypriniformes; Cyprinidae. The record is from RefSeq and is a predicted model, not a curated record. Gene Ontology annotation, molecular function: signaling receptor activity. Bases 263 to 1006 code for a protein of 247 amino acids. Gene Ontology annotation, cellular component: plasma membrane; cell surface. Gene Ontology annotation, biological process: regulation of natural killer cell mediated cytotoxicity.
ACUUCCUUUCUGCAUAAAUACUGGCCACACAAACAGAUGAGGAACACAACACAGUCCACUACAGAGAGAGAAACUAGUGUUAGUUUACUGAAUCUGGAAAUGAAAAUAUAGAAAAGGGUAAAACUGAAAAUAUGCAGAGAAGAAGAAACAACAUGGAUGAUGUCUAAGAAUAUGUGAACGUCGUACGAGGUAAAGUCAGAACAGAUAUCACAGAUUCAACGCCACAAGAAUCCAGUCAUAUAGCACGGAUAAAGAUUCAAUAAUGGACUCAGAAGACCGAACAGAAAGGAUUGUUGAUAUCUACGUCAGUGCAGAGGCUGUAAGAGACAUGAAACAUAAGAAAGAGACAGAAGACUUCAACACAGAAGAACCCCGAACACCUCGACACACAGAAGACUUCAACACAGAAGAUCCCCAAACACCUCGACACACAGGAAGUGAUGGUGUGACGAUCUCCAGAGCCGCUGGUGUGUGUUUGGGACUGAUGUGUGUUCUUCUGAUGACUGCAGUCAUAGUGUUGUGUUUCAUCUUCAUUCAAGAGAGACAACAGCUGCAGACUAAGAUCACCAACCUCACAGAAGAGAGAAUUGAUCUUCAGAAGAAGUUUGCGGAUGGAUGGAAGUGUCAUCAAUCCAGUCUUUACUUAAUUUCCUCUGAGAAGAAGAACUGGAAUGAGAGCAGAAGAUACUGUAGAGAGAGAGGAACAGAUCUGAUCAUCAUCAACAACAGAGAGGAACAAGAUUUUGUGGGGAAUAUUUCUGUUGGUUCUGGUCAUUUCUGGAUUGGUUUGACUGAUGUUGAAGAGGAGGACAGAUGGAAAUGGGUUGAUGGCAGCAACAUCAACAUCAACAUCACCUCUGGGUUCUGGGCGUCUGGAGAGCCAAACAAUCAGAAAAGCAAUCAGGGAACAGAUGAAGACUGUGCUAACACUCAUUCAUCAGGAUGGUUUGAUACUAAAUGUAAUGAUACGGCUAAAUGGAUCUGUGAGAAGAGUAUCCUUAAAUGA